CGCGACAAAAAAAUUUGUAGUAAAUAAAUGCACAUGGUGUAACGAAAAUGGGCAAUAUUUAGUGCACAAAAAUAGUGUUUUUGACCCAUUUUCUUGAGGAUAUCUUGGGAUUGUUUCCUGAAUAAUGGUGAACUUUAUAUGUGAUGCUUGUGGACAGACUAUCAAGAAGCAAAAAGUUGAAAAGCAUUAUCAAACUGAGUGUAGACGUUGUAGUGUCUUGUCCUGCAUAGACUGUGGAAAAGACUUCCCUGGUGACUCUUAUGCAUCACAUACCAGCUGUAUCAGUGAAGCAGAAAAAUAUCAAGGAAAAUUAUACAAGGGGAAGGAUAAAGCAAAUAAGGGGGAGCGGAAACAGCAAGAAUGGCUUGAGGUAUUAAAUUAGCCUGCAACUAACCAGACUCUAUGUAUAAAGGGUCUGGGUAUCCACGUUAAAAAAAAAUUAAUUGCCUUGAUGUUACACUCUGAUUUGUCAUUUGACCCCAUGCCUGUAAUCUAGCCCUGCCCACCCUCCACAUUUUUGCCCCCCCCCAUGCAUACAAAGCAUUCUUUGGAUAAUUUGUGACCAGGAUGUGUAUAUCUACCCUAACAGGUGCCUAGUAAGUGUGUAUUGUGGUGUAAUUAAUAGUAACUUAAUUAACCCAUUGAGUGGCAGCACUCUCCCCCUGACAAGUAAAAUCGUCUGGCAUUAGACAGAGUAAAAUAAUAAAGUAGGGUGCAUCUGGCACAUUGCCACUUAAAAGGUUAAUAUAAUUAUCAUUUAUAUUUAUGAUUGCUAAAUGCAGCAAGUACGUAAUGCAUCUGGCGACAGUAGCAACCAAGAUCCCCGUGUUCGAAAACUGAUGGCCAAAAUUACAUCUUACAAUAAUGUGCCUAGGAAAGAAGCAAAAUUUAAGGUAGGUGGUUAUAAUGUUGCAUGUCAGUAUCAACCCACUAAUGCCAGUGUGAAUUUUAUGUUAGGAUUUAUUCUACCAGAUGCCAUUAUAGACAUCACCAACAGCAAAUGUUCUAGUCAAACCCCAUGUACAGUAUUACUUAUUUGGAUGGGUCACCUGACCCAUCCAGUAAGACACUGAAACAAAUCAAAUGUAAUACAAUGAAACAUUCAAGAACAUGUUCCUGCUUAAUGGUUUACAACUGCAAUUAAAAAUAGUCUUAUUAACCUUUGAAUAUCCAGGAACCUGACUCAUUAAUUGAUUGCAGUAAAUUAAUUUGGUAAGUGUAAUUGUCACAUUUACUUCCUUUAGAAAUUUUGUGAAAACAGCAUUAACAUCAGAGAUCAAGCUUUACUUGAGAAAUUAUGGCAAACCUUUUCAGGAGCAAGGGUAUGUUUCAAAAGAGGAUAUUUACUGAAUAAUUAUUAUUUAAAAAAUGCAACAUGAACUCUGAAAAGAACAGCAUAGGUGCACACUGUACAGGGCUGAUUCUUUCCAGAGAGACAAUUGAAAAAUGUUAUAGAGGAUUGCAAUGAAAUAACCUGAAUUUAACAUUUUUUGCCCAAAUGAAGUGUCUGACCAUAUUUGGAAGUUUUUUAUUGAAUUUAUUAAGUUUCCUAAUAUCAAAUUUUAUUUUGGUCAGACUUUUUUUCAGACAAUUUUUGAACUUGUUUAUUGCCAAUUUUUGCUUUUAGAACCAAAAUGUGUCAAAAGAUGAAAGUAAUGAUGAGCAAAACUCAAGUAAAAAUGUCCCAGAGGAAAAUAUUGAAACAGCUUGUGGUGGUGAGAAUGGCAUUUCUGAGAGCUCUGAAAGUAAAACUGUUGAGAUGAAAAACCAAGAAGAAGAAAAAGAAGUUGAAACUAGUCAAAAGAGCCACAAGGAAUCAAAACGUGAGAGAAGAAAGAGGCGUAAAAUGGAGGCAGAAUUAGUCAGACAGGUUGAUGGAACUGAAGAAGAAAUUCUGGAAAGAAAAAAUAAAAGUAAACGAAAAAUGGAAGAACAACAACAAGAUGGUAAUGAAGGAGAAACUGUUGGUAAAAAUAAGAAGAAAAAGAAACGAAAAUAUGAUGAGAUAGUUGAAAGAGAACCAAAUGAAGCAGAAGAGAAUGAAAGUGAAAAAGGACAGAAUGAUGAACUUGGAAAGAAAAAGAGAAAAUUAAAGAAUCUAGAAAAUAUGGGUGUGUGUAAUUUUGAGUCGUUUUUGUGAAAAACACCACAUUUAUUUCACAAAGUUACAAGCCUAGAUCCUCAUCAAAGGCUACAAGUAUUGAAAUUAUCCAAGUUAGUUACAAAAAUUAAAUUUACCGUUUUUAGAACCCAACAUGUUGUCCCAAGAUUGUCAGCAAGAACAAAACGAAACUGGGCAUAAUGAAGAAACUGUUGAAACACAAGGUUUUAGAACUGGAAUAGAUUAUUUCAUUGUUGCACUUUUCUACUCCUAGUUAGGUCAGCGGAUGUGUAAAUUUUCGAUCGAAAUUCCCAUCUUCAACAUUUAGUUUUCAAGAUGCUCAAAAUCCUUAUAUUUACCGAGAUUUUGUUAAUUAUUAGUCAAUGAUGAUUCCAUUUAAAUCUAUGACCGCUAUUUUACUUUCAAAUUUAUUCUAUCAGAAAAAUUCAGAUGGGAAGCCGUCAUCAAGAAGGUGUUAAAAUCAGCACCUGACAACGAAAUGGCUGUAAAGAAAUUACGGAAAAAGGUAAUCUGAGUUUAUUUGAUAACCUGUAAAAUACUGCAGCAGACGUUUAGCCAGGGUGUCAAAACUAACCGUCAAAAAAAAUGCCGUGGGUGUGGCAACCUAUUUUCAUGCACGUUGGCAAAAAACAUGGUGCUUGAAAUCAAUUGUCCCAUACUCCAUACUUCUGUUUUUAUUAACCCUCCUUGACAUCUUUCAGCAGUCGGGCUAUUAGGGAGUGUACGAUCUGCGACGCGGCCAGCUCAACGACGCGGUCUAAAUUUUAGCUCAAGAAUGAGCGCUAAGCAAUUUGAUUAGUGACAGUAACAAAUAUUUGACUCUUUCAAAUAACCUUACAAAAUGCUACGUUCGGCUAAAGCGAUGCAAUGUUUGCUGUAAUUUCGAAUUUUAGUAACACCUCUUGUGUCGCAUUAAGCUUUCGCGUUGCCUGAAAGACGUAAUGCUUUUUUAACGUUGUGUUGAGAAUGACAACGCGGUUGACAAUACUCAUGGGACCACGAAUUAUUGACAGUUUUUGUCUUGUAUGACAAAUUUCUUUAUAAGUUGUUUGUAGGUUUGCAUGGCGAUAAAACACAUAAUGCUAUUGUUUGUGGAAACACCAAAUUUCUUUGUUGUAUCUGCGCGUAGCGCUAGAUACUAUGCUAUCGAGUUGUGUGCAUAGAGAUUAUAAAUAACACUAGAGGAGGCAUCGAGUUUAAAAAUUGGGAACGCAGCUAAUGGGGGGCAAAUUCAAGUCCCGGAUAUAAAAUCGUGCUCUCAUUGGCUGAUUUGAAACUCGUCACCAAUGGGAACACGAAUACACAUCCGGGACUUGAAUUUGCCCCCCAAUAGUCGCGUUCCCUUUUUUUUUACUGAAUUAAGAUUACAAUGCCUCCUCUAGUGUUAUUUAUAAUCUCUAUGGUUGUGUGUGCGUUAAACACUCAGGUAGACUAAUUAGGGAUGUACGCCUGCGAACAGGCAGUAAAACAAAUAUGGCUGCUUUCUCGCAGAUACAUGUACGCCAAGCGUACCUAUUUUUUUGAAAGCGCGUCGUCGAGCCAGCCGCAUCGUAGAUCGUAAACUCCUUAAUAAUUCUCCCUUGACACCUUGUAAUCAUCCACUAGUGGGAACUAGUGCAGUAGUGUGGGCUUGGGUGACGUGCUCGGAGACCAUCUAUUUACAUUUAUCCAUGCCGUACCAAGAACUGCAAGUAGUCUAAACGGGGCACGUUUCUGCCUUGCAUUUGCAGGUUGUCAAUGAAUUCUUAACACAUGGUGGAGACCCAAGAUCAAGAACAGAGCAGGAACUUCGAGCAUUGUUUGAGAAAAAACUUCAUAAAAAUCCCAAAGUUAAAGUUCACAAAGAGAAAGCAAAGUACUGUAAGUAAAGCACAUGCUUUACUGUCAAAACCUGUGGCAAGCAUGUCGGGUGAAACCCUUGUUUAUGCGUGACUCACGCUAGUGAGGCGCUGUUGUAUGUUGUAUUUUCAUAAGCUUCAUUUCUUCUUGGUCGCAACUGUGGUCACCAAGUCAUGUGACAUAACCUACGUCAUAGACUCGUAGCCUUCAUGAUAGAUUGUCUUUAAUAUUAUUUAUAAACAUAUCUAAUUACAACAUUUAUGUGCAUCGAAUAUAAAACAUUGUUCUCGGUUCUUGAGACGAACAUAACUCUUAUAAUAUUAACUUUAUACAAACCAUUUCUGGUCUUCAUUUAAUUUUUAACAAACACUUGCAACAACAUAGGCAACCCUUAGGUACUGGUCAAAACCAUUUCCGGGAUACCGAUACGGUAUACAAUAGCUAAAAAAAGUGUUUUCCCAAUAGGCAAGUUUCAGGAUCAUCCGCAGUAGUGAUGUUUUUCAAAUUUAGCUUAGCGACUGUUGUAGUUGGAAAUAACCAGUGAAAAUAACAUGAAGUAAAAAUACAAAGUUUGAACGUUAUGUUACGUCAUGUUAAGUCACUGCAGAAGUUACAUGCGCUAAAACAUUUGCCCAACGAAAUCACAUUGAUUUGCCCUAAAAUAUGAUGUUUAUGAAGAUUGGGGAUGUAACACCCCCCCCCCCCCCCCCAUCCAUCCACACAUUCCUCCGAUAGUUUCGCCCAUGCCUGCAGUCCUUAACCCUAUUACAUAAACAGCGUAUACAUGAAUCUAUAACCAUAUUAACUACUACUGCGCAUGAUCCUGAAACUUGCAUAUUCCUUUGACUGCCACAAAUUUUCUGAACUUUACAAAUAAAUAUUUUCAGUCUUCUUCCAUAUCCUCUUCUUGCGUUGCGUCUACGUGGGUCGUUCGCCGAGUUGGAAUCAUCGGUUUCUUGAUCUUGAAUGCGCUAACAAUAUUC
Molecule: messenger RNA, 4944 nt
Organism: Paramuricea clavata
Lineage: Eukaryota; Metazoa; Cnidaria; Anthozoa; Malacalcyonacea; Plexauridae
Source: the annotation of a GenBank genome assembly